GCCAAAAUUACCCAAGUGCCCCUCGCCGUUUAACCAUCUCAUCUCCUCACCUCCCCGACGGCGACUCCCCUCGAGCUCGCCCUCCUCCCCCUCCCCCCCGCCUCGACGCUGUCGCCUGCUCCUCCGCGGCCGGCUGUCCUGAUUCGAUUGGUUUUGCAGGUUUCACACUUCUUACCAUGGACGACAAGAACAAAGUCAAGAAGGAAAUAGAUGGUCCCCUUGGACCCGCUACUCGCAAGGGGGGACUUAAAUUCGCACCAAAAGUACCUCAGAAGAAACCUGCCAAGGUUGUCCCAAAGAAGGAACCAGUUGAGGAGAGCAAGGAGGAAACUGUGGAUAAGGAGUUAUUGAUGAAACUUAAGAUGUCGCAGAACAAGAGUCCCUCUGCAAGAAUUAAGUCCGGGGACAAGCCAAAAAGUGGUACACAGGUUGCAUUUGGACAAGGAAGCUCUUCUUAUGCAAGAUAUUUUCCCAUGCCCAAAAAGGAUUCUUCAGCAGGUGAAGCUUCGAAGUUACCAAAAGAAUAUGCAGAACCAUGGGACUAUACCCAUGAUUAUCCUGUUACUCUCCCACUAAGGAGGCCCUACUCUGGAAAUCCUGAAAUUCUGGAUGAGAAAGAAUUUGGAGAAUCUUCUACCAGCAGGUCUGAAGAUGCUCAAUUAUCUGCAGCAGAAGAGCUUGGAUUAAUGGAUUGGCCGGCGGAAUCACAGUUCCUGUACUUCCAGUUUCCAUCCUCUCUUCCUUUACCGAGGCAGCCACAAUCAGUUGCUAACCCUAAUGUAGUCUCCAAUGAGAGACGUGAGGACAUGAGGCCAUCAUCGCACAUUGGCUCAAGACUCAAAGAGAUUCCUGAAGGCUAUAUGGGGAGAAUACUUGUAUAUAGGAGUGGUAAAGUGAAGAUGAAGAUCGGAGACGCUCUCUUUGAUGUUUCAUCUGGCUCGAAUUGCAUGUUUGUCCAAGAGGUUGCAGCAAUCAACACCAGAGAAAAACAUUGCUGUACGGUGGGGGAGAUCAGCAAGCGUGCUGUUAUUGCCCCAGAUAUUGAUUAUAUGUUGGGUUCUGUUUACAAGGAAUAGUCCAUUGGCUUCUCUGACCGUAUUAUUUGACUCCCAAGAUGGAUAUGGUUUCUUAUUUUGACCCAGGAAAUUUUUUCCCUUCUCUCUAUGACACUGGGUUUAUUUUUUGUGCCUAAUUUGACACUACCAAGUUUCCACAGCAAACACCGUAAUCCGUCAAUGACUAGGAGAAAGGAUCAUUUUGUCUCUAA
This is a messenger RNA of Sorghum bicolor (sorghum), 1267 nucleotides long. RefSeq names its product DNA-directed RNA polymerase III subunit RPC4. Bases 177 to 1076 code for a protein of 299 amino acids. The record is from RefSeq and is a predicted model, not a curated record. Gene Ontology annotation, molecular function: DNA binding. The transcript has 11 exons. NCBI's taxonomy places the organism in Eukaryota, Viridiplantae, Streptophyta, Magnoliopsida, Poales, Poaceae. Gene Ontology annotation, cellular component: RNA polymerase III complex. Gene Ontology annotation, biological process: transcription by RNA polymerase III.